This is a messenger RNA of Adineta steineri, 690 nucleotides long. Lineage: Eukaryota; Metazoa; Rotifera; Eurotatoria; Adinetida; Adinetidae. The record is from the annotation of a GenBank genome assembly.
AUGGCAUUGAGUGUUACUUUUCAUGUUCUUCUCUGUUUGGCUGUAGCUACAACGAAUGCCAAAAAUUGUCCAAAUUUAGGUACUGCUUCUCAGUUUACUGUGAUCGCUGCCAGUUCGGUAAGUAGUACUGGAUCCACCGUCAUCAAUGGCAACGUAGCUAUGAGUCCAAGCAUCGCUUUGACCGGCUUUUAUCCAUUUGGUUCGAUCAGUGGUUUCACCACAUUGAGUACUGAUAUUGCUUUACAAGCGCAAAAAGACGUCACCUCAGCAUACAAUUACUUGAAACAUGCAAAACCCACUGCUCAAAUGACUGGUGUUGAUCUGACGGGAAAAACACUCGCACCGGGAGUGUACAAGUUCAACUCGGCCGCUGGAAUCGAUACGCCCGCAGGUGUUUUAACAUUGAGCGGAACUGGUACUUACAUAUUUCAAGUUGGUAGUGCGCUCAAGACGUCGACUGGUAGUAAAAUUCAAUUAAUAAACGGUGCCAAGGCCGGUUGCGUCUUCUGGCAAGUAGGCAGUAGCGCCACACUUGGGCUAAGCAGUCAUUUUGUUGGAAAUAUUCUUGCUUACGCAUCCGUCAAGUUCUCAAAUGGCAUCAUAUAUGAUGGUUCCAUCUACGCACAAACAGCAGCCGUCUCAUUCAUCGCUGAUAUCGUUACUCCUCAAGAGAGCUGUAAUGCGUGCUAA